AAUAUAAAGUGAAAAAUGACUGGUCGUGGUAAAGGUGGCAAAGGCUUGGGUAAAGGCGGCGCCAAACGUCAUCGCAAAGUGUUGCGUGAUAAUAUCCAGGGCAUCACGAAACCAGCUAUCCGCCGUUUAGCUCGUCGUGGUGGCGUAAAACGUAUUUCUGGUCUUAUUUAUGAGGAAACUCGUGGUGUUCUAAAAGUUUUCUUGGAAAAUGUUAUCCGUGAUGCGGUCACAUACACCGAGCACGCCAAGAGGAAGACAGUCACAGCCAUGGAUGUUGUUUACGCGCUGAAAAGACAAGGCCGUACCCUGUACGGUUUUGGCGGUUAA
This is a messenger RNA of Drosophila novamexicana, 327 nucleotides long. RefSeq names its product histone H4. The record is from RefSeq and is a predicted model, not a curated record. The transcript has a single exon. The coding region runs from base 16 to 327 and encodes 103 amino acids. Gene Ontology annotation, biological process: nucleosome assembly. Gene Ontology annotation, cellular component: nucleosome. Gene Ontology annotation, molecular function: DNA binding; protein heterodimerization activity; structural constituent of chromatin. Lineage: Eukaryota; Metazoa; Arthropoda; Insecta; Diptera; Drosophilidae.